This is a messenger RNA of Bacidia gigantensis, 1338 nucleotides long. RefSeq lists its product as uncharacterized. Lineage: Eukaryota; Fungi; Ascomycota; Lecanoromycetes; Lecanorales; Ramalinaceae. Gene Ontology annotation, cellular component: nucleolus; small-subunit processome. Gene Ontology annotation, molecular function: protein binding. The record is from RefSeq and is a predicted model, not a curated record. The transcript has 3 exons. Gene Ontology annotation, biological process: maturation of SSU-rRNA from tricistronic rRNA transcript (SSU-rRNA, 5.8S rRNA, LSU-rRNA). The coding region runs from base 1 to 1338 and encodes 445 amino acids.
AUGAAGAUUAAAGCGCUCACUCGUCCUUCAGUCUCCCAGCAAGCUUCAAGCAGUGUUUCUCGUCAGCCUCGAAAUCUUGAUCCUGCUCUUCAUCCGUUCGAACGUGCAAGAGAAUACACAAGGGCACUUAAUGCCACUAAGCUAGAGCGUGUGUUUGCUGCGCCCUUCGUGGGCCAGCUGGGAAGAGGUCACGUCGAUGGAGUCUACUCUAUGGCAAAAGACCCAGAGUCGCUGGAAAGAUUUGCCAGCGGAAGCGGAGAUGGAAUCGUAAAAGUAUGGGACUUGACGAGUCGAAAUGAGAUAUGGAACAUGCAGGCACAUGAAGGCAUCGUUAAGGGAUUGAGCUGGACGAAGAACCGCAAACUCAUCACAUGUGCGAGCGACAAAAGCAUAAAGGUGUUUGAUCCAUAUAAUGCUCCCGCGAACCAAUCUCCCUCGGCGACAUAUCUAGGCUCAACACCUUUUACUGGCGUGUCACGUCAUCGAUCACAGCCAAGCUUCGCUGCAUCUUCCAGUACUAUCUCCAUCUACGAUCUUUCCCGCCCAUCAGGAGCCCCCACACAGAGUCUGCAUUGGCCUACCAGCACCGAUACAAUCAAUACUCUGUCAUUCAAUCCAGUUGAGACCUCUAUUCUUGCUUCGUGUGCAACAGAUCGCUCCAUUGUUCUUUACGACCUUCGAACAUCUUCCCCACUCUCGAAAGCCAUACUUAGCCUUGCUUCGAAUGCCAUAUCUUGGAAUCCGAUGGAGGCGUUCAAUUUUGCUGUAGCAAAUGAAGAUCAUAAUAUAUACAUAUUCGAUAUGCGAAAAAUGGACAGGGCGCUCAACGUCUUGCGGGAUCACGUGUCAGCAGUGAUGGAUGUUGAAUUCAGCCCAACAGGCGAAGAACUCGUGUCGGCCAGUUACGAUCGCACAAUUCGCCUGUGGAGUCGGUCCAGUGGUCAUUCACGAGACAUAUAUCAUACUAAACGUAUGCAACGCUGCUUCUCGGCGAAAUGGACAGCGGAUGCUCGUUGGUUACUCAGUGGUUCUGACGAUGGAAACGUCCGAAUCUGGCGAGCGAAUGCUUCGUCUCGAGAGGGCAUCAAGAAUGCACGCCAAAGACAGAAACUAGAAUAUGAUGAAGCUUUGAAAAAGCGAUAUAGUCACAUGCCAGAACUGAGAAGGAUCAGCCGACACAGACAUGUGCCAAAAAGUGUGAAAAAGGCUGACGAGAUAAAAGCUGAAGAGCUGGCCGCCAUCAAGAGGAGAAGGGAAAAUGAAAGAAAGCAUAGCAAGAAGGGCAGCAUACCAAGAAAGAGUGAAAGGGAGAAGAUGAUCUUGCAGAAUGAGCAAUGA